Trichomonas vaginalis G3 is the source of this 1920-nucleotide messenger RNA. RefSeq lists its product as uncharacterized. The record is from RefSeq and is a predicted model, not a curated record. NCBI's taxonomy places the organism in Eukaryota, Parabasalia, Trichomonadida, Trichomonadidae. The transcript has a single exon. The coding region runs from base 1 to 1920 and encodes 639 amino acids.
AUGACAUAUAAUUGGACUUUUCGGAAUCCUGACUAUGGUUCAUAUUCUUAUGAUGUCUCUUAUAAAAAUUAUAGAAUUGUUAAACAAGGAAUUCAAUUCUAUCUUAAAGUAGAUAAUGGAUAUGAAAUGAUAAUGUCUAAAACAAAAGAUUUGACUGUUGGAGAUAUUACAGCUUCAGUAUCUUACAAAUUAUUUGGUGAUGCAGAUUAUAUUAACAUUAUUCACACGGUUAAAAACAAUGGAACUAAAUCACAUAAAAUCAGUAUGAGAGUUGAGGCAAAAAUAGAAAUAGUCGAUUUAAAUGAAGGAUUUAGUGGAGAUUAUUAUUGUAAUCAAAUUAAUAUUGAUGGAUAUAAAGGAGUUGAAUUUCAAGGUGAUGAUAAUCAUAAUGUUAGAUUUAUACUUAAGAACUCCCCUAUGAUUACAGAUGUUGAUACUUACUCAUAUUAUCUUUGCCCUGAUUAUGGAGCAUGGAAUAAUUGUACAGAUUGGACCAAUAUUAAUGCUGCUGCAAGAAUUUAUUUUUCAUGGAAAGAUCGAGAAAUUAAACCAAAUGAAAUACAAAAUUAUUCAUAUAGUAUUGGUAAAGGUAAAUAUCUCAAAAGAAAAGUUAUCAUACAAACACCAAUUGAACCAUGUUAUGAUAAUUCAAACAAAAUAAAUCUUUCUCUAUCAAUUGAAUCAUUAAAAAAAGGUGAAACAUUUUCUAUAUUCAGACAAGUUUUUGAUAGUUCAUUCAAUUCGGUGACAGAUAAAUUGGAAAUUGUUUCAAAUCAAACAGACGAUGGGAAUACAUUUAGCUACAUAGAUAAAUUUACACUUCCUUCCUCCCCAGGAAACUACAUUAUUUCAUAUACAACACUUGAUUCAAAUGGGGAGAGGACCACAUCAAUUCCUAUCGUGGUAAAUAAAAUUCCAAAUAUUAAACUGAAACAAAAUAUUGAAAAGGAAUAUCAAUACAAAUCAUUUAUCCCGAUUAAAGUAGAAAUCGAUGAUGAUUCAUUUGUGAAUUUAUCCAUUCUUGAUGAUGGUGAAAUUAUAGUUAGUUAUUCAAUCGCAUGCAAUGGCAAUAAACAAACUGUUGAAUAUAACUUGCUUCUGAAUGGAAAAGAUGAUAAUUCAGAUCAUAACAUUUCUAUUUACGCUUUCGACGAGUUCAACUUUAAAUCAAAUGUUUUGGAUUUCAGGUAUAAAAUACCUAAAUUAAUGCCUGAGAUUCAGAUUUUAUCACAGUUCUCUGAAACAUAUACAAGAAAUGAAACCUACUACUUUACUGCUUCUGUUUUUUGCAAGGAUGAAGUGAAUUUCAUCAUGCUUGAUGACAAUCAGUAUAUUUACUUUUAUGAUAAUGUUAAAUGCCAUGGAAAGACAAUUGAAAUGAUUAAAUCAUUCUCAAUUCCUGAUGACUAUGAAUAUGAUUCUUCACAUAAAAUCUCCAUUUUUGCUGAAGAUUCUUCUCAUGAUACUUCAAAUUACUAUAACUUUUCUUAUAAAGUUUUGCCAAAUAAUCCACAAAUCAAAUAUCAUGGCAACAGCCCAUUAUAUAUUAGGAGAAAUAUGACGUUGCAAGUUCACACAGAUAUAAUGUUUGAUAUGAAUUCCAGAUAUGGCGAAGUUUAUUCUUCAAUUAAUGAAGAACAAUAUUCUUUGGUUGCAAAAUUGAAUGAUAUUACAGCUAAUACAUGGGGUUAUUACGUAUUCCAAAUAGACAUAUCACACACUGGAAAUAGAAAUGGAAAUAAUACUAUUAAUUUAUAUACAAUUGACUCCGAUAAUUUGAAAUCUAAUAUUAUUGAAAAUAAUUUUGGAUUUUUUCGUAUCGAGCAAACAUGUUUUUGUAAUCUUGUAUGGAAAAGAAACUCCUUCUUUUUCUCACUAUAUAAUGCAGUAUUUACUGGCAAAAUAAAUAAAUCUUUUUAG